AUGUGACACAGGCGGAAAAAUUCGGCAAACGUUUCCUUUGCGAUCCCGGUGAAAAUUGACCACACGUGUACCGUUUUUCUGCAAAGGUCCGGUUUGUUUACCUGCUGAGGCCAGGGGAAUUCACUGGAGAGUCUGCUCCGGUGAGUGUCAAUAUUAACCUGGAAAAAUAGAGUAUGAUCCGAGUCGCAAAAAAAAACUCUUAUUGAAUAUCAUUUUAGCAUACAUCGCUCCCAUUAGCAAUUGAUAAAGCAGAACAGACCCAAACUCGUUCAUUGUCAGUUUAUCCCGUUUUCAGCUUGAAAUGAAAACAUCUUUACCAAAGUAACACCUAACUUCAUUUAUAAAAUAUUAAAUUUAAUGUUUUCUCGUCGUGCCUGUAGACUGCCGUUUAUUAAAGGUGACCGGAGGCAGUUGGUGAUUUAAUUGAGUCUCUCUUGAAAAGCUGCUCUUAAUUUCCCAUUCGUUUAAUGCCGAAUUAAUGAUUCGCAUUCAAAAUAGUUAAUGGGCGUUUCCUCUUUUUCUCUGCCUAGUGGUUUUUUUUGCCAGCACAUGGCUAAAGUUUUCUAUUGGAGAGUUUUCAAACGACCUUUAGCGACAAUCUCGUAAUUAUGCCCCUGGUGGUGAAGCAGUAAAACAUGAGGCUGGAUCAGGGGUGUCAAACUCAAACACAGCAAGGGCCAUAGUCUGGAUUUAGGUCUAACCUGAGGGCCAAACAGGGUCAACAUUUCACCAAAACUGUCAACCUCAUUAAAUCAUUUGGAAAUUCAAAAAAGAUAAAAAGAUAAGUUUAAAGGCAAUCUGAGAUAGAACAUUUUAAAUUUUUUAUUCUAUUUUUAUUCAUUAGUUCAAAAUAUCAGAGCAUGAUAUUAAAAAUAGAAAAAUAAUGCUUUUAAAGAACCAGUACAUGAGCAGAAAGUUGAAAUCGGGUUUAAAAGGUCAAAGUAUGACUUAAAAUUUAAAAUUUGAAUCUUAAGUAUAAAAAUGACACAAGUCUCAAUACUGAGUUGGACAAAAUCAAAGCAUGAAAUAAAAAAUCCAAUCAUGUUUGACUUGUAAUCUUGAGAUGCAAAAUUAAAAACAUGAAAUAAAACAUCAAAUAUUUUUUCCCCACAUUCUUGACUAUUUAUCAAAUCUUCCUUACUCUUUAAUUUCCCAGAUUUUUGUGGUUUAUUAAGGACAUUUUAAAUAAUAGUGCUCAAGUUUACAUUAUUAUACUGGAGGAAAUCUGCAGACUUCAUAUUGGUGGGCUGAUAAUAAUACAAAUAUGAUAUGAUCUUGUGGGCCAGAUAUAGUUGUUCCACGGGCCAGAUUUGGUCCCCGGGCCUUGAGUUUGACACCUGUGGACUAGAUAAUAAAGCUACAUGUCCUCACCUUUUGUAUCUAUCCUGCAGAGUUUGAGGAUGUCACAAAAGAUGUCUCUUGAGGGGGAGCAGCCCCAAUCUUCCUCAGUGCCCCAAUCCCAGGAUGCCACACAAUCAACUCUAUCCCCAUCCCAAGUUAAAACCCAGUCUCAGACUGGUUCUAGCUCUUCGAGUGGCCCUACCUCAGCCAGCCAAUCAUCGAGUGGAUCGGGAACACUUAGCAGUGUGGACACCAUCCCUGUUACUCUUGCAUCCGUCCCUGAGGAGCCAGAAGUACAACCCUGGGGCCGCCUGCUGCCAAUGGCCCGAGGCUUCUGGAGCCAUGGUGAGUCUAAUGUUUAUACCCUUAUGCUGAAACAACAUAGACACAAGCACUAGAUCUAAGAGUACAGUUAUUUGUACUGCCAUUGAAAAUUUUCAUUGUGUUCUUUUUAAUGUUCAUUUGAAAUAUGAUGCCUGCAACACUUUUCAGAAAAGUUGGUGUUGGGUCUAAAACCUGCAACAUUUGACUGAAAACAUAUAAAGAAGAGAAAGACAAUGGUUUCUUACUCGAAGAGAAUGGACAGAGAUAGUUUCAGUUGCAAUCUCAAAACCAUUCUGAAAGGUAUUUCCGCCCAGUCUCUUUAUUUAGGGUUGUCCCUGGUUACACAAUGUUACUAAAGGAUGGGGGAAAAAUAUGUGCAGCGACGUAAGCACUCUCAUAAAACAUAACUAUGAACAACAGAAAAUAUGUGAGGGCCAAGGCAACAUUGUUGACAUUAAAUGAGCUCCUUCUGAUAGGAGCGGAUCCUCCUUAUUACUUCCCACGAUUCACAGUGGAGGAUACAUCACACACACACACACACCUGCUAAUAGGAGAAACAAGGUCACAGAGAAGUUAAGAAACAUUCAUGUGCUGUGUAAUAAAGCUAUUGGAGAGAGACGUUAGAAAACACUCUUAUAUGAUGUGUAACAAGAGGUCAAAACAGUUCAUACUUGUAGUAAACUCUUACAUAAGAAUGUGAGUAAAAAAUGAUAACUUCUAUAUAGUACAUUUAUGCACAUUAUUCUAACAGUUGGGUAAAGGAAAACAAAACACAAAAAAAGUUUUGUCAUUCGAAAAACCAUCUGGAGGAACAAUUCAGGUUCAUUUGCAAUAAGUUAAUAAUGUGACUUAGUAUCUACAGGGAGUUUUAGAGAGGCUAAGUCUCUCAGAUGUUAAGAUAGGAAAGGGGUUUACCAUUCUGUGAGACACUGUGUGAGAAAAUCUUUAAAAAUGUUUAGUCUUCUCAAAAUAAAAUUGCAGAGAAUUAUGAAACCUUAUAAUCUACAGUGGUUUGUUUAUUUGCAGACUGUGUGCAGGAUCAGUACCUUUUUGGACGUGACCCAAAGUGCAACUAUGUUCUGGGGGAUCCAAAUGACAUAACGUCCAAAAAGUACAGAAUCUACAGCAAAAAGCACUUCAAGAUCUACAGAGUGAGAUCAGUCUAUGUUGACUAAACUUUAAUUUCCUGAUGUGUCACCUGAUUAUUUAUAGUUAUUGGUUUUGAUAUGUGUCUAUGCAUUUUAGGAGGGCGAUGAGGUGUUUGUGGCAGACUUCAGUAACAACGGAACUUUUGUUGAUGGUAUCCUGGUCGGCAAAGACAAGAAGCUUCCUCUCGUCAACAACGCUGUGCUCGCUCUGUCUGAGCAAAGCAACAAAGGUGAGAGUGAGACAAAAAAAAUGGAGUUACACACCUCAACCUUAACAGCCAGGUCUAACUUUACUGUCUGUCUGCAGUCUUUGUCUUCAUUGAUCUGAUGUCUGACAGUCAGUCAGCUCUCCCGCAGGAGUUGCAAAGAAAAUACGUACUGACUCGGCAGGUUGGCACGUGAGUCUGAGUGUUUGUACUCCUUUGCUGUCACUUCCUGUGCCCCUGCAACAUUGUUUCUGACCUCGGAAUGUGUUUACGUUUCAGAGGGGUGUGUGGUGAAGUAAAACUAGCCUUCGAGAGAUCCACCUGCAAAAAAUUUGCAGUGAAAAUAAUAAACAAGAAGAAUUUUCAGUCUGAAGGGGUGAGUCAUCUGAUCUUCUCUCUGAUUGGCUGACAGCUGUCCACUUUCCAUCCCCUCUACCUUUCCUCACUUCCUUCUUUGAUCCCUGUGGUGGACAUAGCAGCAGUUAGAAGGUACAAAUGUGGCGACUUGAACUCUAGUUGAGUUGAUCUGAGCUGCAGUUAAGAAAGAAAAUAACCUGUCUUUUCUGGCACCAGUGCUGCACUUCAGUGUUGGUCAGUGUUGUUAUCUGUUUUCAUCCAAUGACAGACAGCAACGCGAAAUGCGGAGACAGAGAUUGAAAUUCUGCAGCGAGUGAACCAUGUGAGUGUGGCACCAAAGAAUAAGAAAUAUGUAAAAAAAAAAAAAAAAAACAUUGUCAGAAAUUUCAAAGCUCCUCACUCCUUAACCGCUAUCCCUCUUUUUCCUGCUAUCUUGUACUUCAGCCUUGCCUCACAAAGACAGAAGACUUCUAUCAGACAGAGGACAGCUACUACAUUGUCUUGGAGCUGUAAGUAAACCCAUUUCACUCAGUACUUUUAUGUGUUGAUAAUUAAUUUUAUUUAUUUCCUUUAGUCUGACUGAAACUGGCCUUUUAAAAAACAUGUUAACACAUCAGUCUGACUGAAAAUGCAAUAAAUGGAACUUCUUGUAGUCUGACUAUCACACCUAGAUAAUGCAGUUGGGGACUGGAUGGAGAAGCAUUAAAUCGGUGCUACAUGUAACUGGAUGGUAUGACAGUAUGAGAAGGAAAGAACGGGAAUAAAAAGAAGCUCUACCAAAUAUUGCAGCUGGUUGCAGGACAUGAACCUCAUUAACCUUGCCCACUUGGUGGUCAGGUUUUUUCAGCUUUUGCCCCAGUGCUAAAAUGCUCUACUACUCAUAUAUAAACAAGCACAAAAGAUAGAUGGAUGCACAGUGUGGUUUGGGUGUAUUUGAUCUAGAGAAUGAGAUGUACCAUCAUCCCAAGUUAGGCUAUGUUGAAUACAGUGUACUCCGAGUGACUGGUUUCAGUGUUUUCUUACCUUUACACUCAUCAGUCAGAACUGAGAAAUUACUCGCUUCAGCAAUUAAUGAUCCACUUCUCUGUCUGUCUGUCUGUCUGUCUGUCUGUCAGCAUGGAAGGAGGAGAACUUUUCCACAAAGUGAAGUCCCAGGGGCAGCUGAAGGAGUCAAUCGCCAAACUUUACUUUUACCAGAUGCUGAGAGCCGUCCAGGUAAGACAGAGAUACGACUGUACACCAGCACACAGUUGAUCUGCUGGGCCCGGUUUUUCAAAGGGUUUAAUACGGAUAAAAUUGAUCCGGAUUUGGUAAUCCUAUAUGCUAUCCAUGAUCACGUAAUCCAUCUUACUUUUGUGCCAGUUUUUCAAAGCAACAUCAGAUAUAAAUUUUUCAGGAUCUACCAAAUCUGGAUAACCAGAGUUCGAAUGGGAUAGGAUCAUCCAAUCUGUUAUCCAAAAUCUGAGUGGAUUACUUCUGGAAAACCGAGCCCUGGAUGUAAGCUUUUGUGUUUGUGUUUGUACAGUACCUCCACACCAAUGGAAUAAUCCACCGAGACCUGAAGCCAGAGAACAUCCUGCUGUCCUCACACAAUGAUAUCUGUCUCAUAAAGGUUUAAACAUACUUUCAUUAUCGUCAUCAUUGUCUUUUUUAAACUGUUGUUCUGGAUCUCAACCAGUGCAUGUCUCCCAGGUUACGGACUUCAACCAGUCUAGGAUCUUGGAGGAGGCCAUGUUAAUGAGAACUUUGUGUGGGACACCAUCUUACCUUGCUCCUGAGGUUUUCACGAGAGCUUCCACCACAGGUUAUGGUCUCGCUGUGGACGCAUGGAGCCUCGGGGUCCUGCUCUUUGUCUGGUAGGCUCUCGGGUCUUACAGCUGUCUAAUGUGCCUAAUGUUUGUACCAGUGAUCACCUGUAUCCUCCUGUCUGUCUUUGUACCGGCCUGAAUCUCUCUCAUCCCCAUCCCCAUCACCACCAUUUUUCAUCUCUACCUGCUUGUCUGUCUCUCUUUCUGUGUGCCUGUCUUAGUCUGGGAGGUUAUCCUCCAUUCCAUGAGAGCUUCAGCCCAAAAACAAUAACAGAGCAGAUCAUUGGUGGAGAGUUCACCAUGGUCCCGUCCAAGUGGAAACAGAUCUCCGACCAAGGUACUGCUGCAGGGCUACUGCACACUACAAUAGCAACCGUUAAAUUCAGGGCUGUGAUCAACCAAAGAAAAACAUGGUUGACUGAAAAUGCACGCGUGUGUGUGUGUGUGUGUGUGUGUGUGUGUGUGUGUGUGUGCGCGCGCGCGCUCACAGCAAAGGAUGUGGUGAAGAAGCUGCUGGUUGUUGAUCCCACCAAGAGGAUGACGAUCGAGGAGGCUCUGCAGCACCCUUGGUUACAGGUGAGUACACCUUGCACACACACCUCUUUGCUACACUUCUUCACUCUGAUCCUGGAUAGAAAAGUAAAUCGCCAAAUCCAGAUUUUCACUACCAGGAUGAAACAUAUGAAGGAGGAAAACUAAAGGUUUUAGUCUUGGUAAAACAUUACACCGGGAUUACUGCAGUGUCUUUUUGAUGUCCUCCUCAGCCUCCUGAGAUCUCCCCUUAUCCAACAGAUAAAGCUCCACACUUUGAGGGUCAGGUUAAAGACUGAGUCAGAGCCUUAGAGGAGUGCAUGUCUGUACAAAGUCUUAGUGAUCUCAUCAGGUUGGUUGUACUGUCUGUCCAGCUUCUGAUAUUACACUGAUGUUACAUAGUGGAAGCGAGGGAAGCUCUGAUGAAAGACAAGGGUAAAGGUAGGCUCAGACUGACUGUUUGUGUUUAGGAUGGCGAGAUGCUGGAGAUGGCUCACAGACUCAUGUACCCCACUGAUGAGCCCUCUGCAGGUGAUGCACCUGUUGAUGAAGCCGAUAAAAUUGCUGCUGCCGCUGCUGCUGUUGCUGCUCCCGCGGUAAUUACAAUCCCUAUUUUUCUUACCACCUACCUGUACUUUUUCCUGAAGCCCCAGAGUUUUAGAACCCUGAUUCUUCCCCCUCUACAGGAGGCAGGGCCAGCAUCGGGAGGUCAGAGGCGCAAACGAGGCAGAGAUGAAGGAGAUGAGGAGGAGAGUGAACACCCAGCUAAACGAAGCCAAGCUCCACCUCCUGCACCGCUGUAAAGGACCAAUAACAUCCAGCCAUUCAAGCUUGCUGUUGCAAAGUUGGGUUUUGCUGUCAGCCAGUUAAAAAAAAAAGUGAAUCAGAACCAUCUUGUAAUGUAAAGAGUGCACUGUCUUUUCAUUCUUCUGUUAAAAACCAUACUUUUAUUUCCUUGUGAGGUUAAAUAUUUUAUAUAAAAAGGUUAAAGGUUUAAUAUUAACCAUGUUUGAUCCAAUCCAUUUUUCUGGCAGCAUCUGCGGUGUCCACUACUGAAAGCUUGUAAAUAAGGUUUCUAUUAAAGUUUUCUAUUUUUCA
This is a messenger RNA of Xyrichtys novacula (pearly razorfish), 6813 nucleotides long. The record is from the annotation of a GenBank genome assembly. Lineage: Eukaryota; Metazoa; Chordata; Actinopteri; Labriformes; Labridae.